Haliotis rubra (blacklip abalone) is the source of this 1474-nucleotide messenger RNA. Its product is annotated as cAMP-dependent protein kinase catalytic subunit PRKX-like. The transcript has 8 exons. Gene Ontology annotation, molecular function: protein serine/threonine kinase activity; ATP binding. Gene Ontology annotation, biological process: protein phosphorylation. Lineage: Eukaryota; Metazoa; Mollusca; Gastropoda; Lepetellida; Haliotidae. The coding region runs from base 227 to 1267 and encodes 346 amino acids. The record is from RefSeq and is a predicted model, not a curated record.
UACCUUCAAAACACGAGAGUUCGCAAACACAGUGAUCUAACACUGAGGAGUGUCAGAAGUUUCCCGCUCAGCACUGACUGAACUUAGACACUUACAACGAUGAAAUCAUCGUACAUCUAUUGUUUGUGACUCCGGAUACAGACAUGACAUAAGUUAGACUCGGUUUGGAAACUUUGGCACGAGUUGAAGUCAAUUGAGUUAGCAUCUUGCGUCGUUCCUCUCCAAAAUGGCGUCUGCAAAAGUUGCUAAUCUCAAGCGUUAUGGGUCGUCUAUGAAAAAAGACAGCCCCCUGGGUGAAAAUGAGGAUGACAAACCUGCACCGAAGUUGGAAGACUUGGAUUUACUGAAAACUAUAGGCACAGGUACAUUUGGGCGUGUUAUCCAGGUGCGUCAGAAGGGGACGAAGCAAUACCUGGCUCUCAAGGUGAUGGCCAUGGCAGAAAUCAUUCGCCUGAAGCAGGCUGAUCACAUCAAGAGUGAGAAGGAGAUACUGUCCAAGAGCCAUCAUCCGUUUAUUGUGAAUAUGUUGUGGUCAUGUCACGACGAGAAGUUCCUGUACAUGUUGAUGGAGUAUGUUCCAGGAGGAGAACUGUUUUCUUAUCUUCGCACACAUGGGUUUUCCAAAAACUCAGAUGCAAACUUUUAUGCGUGUGAAAUUGUAUGUGCAUUGGACUUCCUUCAUUCCCAGCAAAUUGUGUACAGAGACUUAAAACCGGAAAACUUGUUGUUAGACACAGAAGGACACAUGAAAAUAACGGACUUCGGUUUUGCUAAGAAGGUGAUAGACAGAACGUGGACGCUCUGUGGCACUCCAGAGUACUUGGCACCAGAGAUUAUACAGAGUAAGGGCCACAACAAGGCCGUGGACUGGUGGUCAUUGGGGGUUCUUAUAUAUGAAAUGCUGGUCGGGUUCCCUCCAUUCUAUGAUGAAAAUCCAUUCGGUAUCUACCAGAAAAUCCUUGCAGGGAAAAUAGAGUGGUCCAAGGCCCUGGAUCCUGUUGCCAAAGAUCUAAUUAAGAAGCUUCUUGUUCAUGACAGGACAAGGAGACUGGGGAAUAUGAAGUUUGGGGCUGAGGAUGUGAAGAGACACCGAUGGUUCAAGGGCAUCAACUGGGAUGACGUCUUCAACCGAAAACUCAAGCCCCCAAUUGUUCCAAAGCUUGCCUACUCAGGUGAUACAACAAAUUUUGACGACUAUUCCGAUGAUAACUGGCAGGACGCUGCUGCCGUUGAUCAAGAAACAAAGGACAUCUUUGCUGACUUUUAGUCGUCCUUCAUUAAAGGAGAGCCCUCCAUCUUGCUCAAGUGCCGAGCGUUGUCACCAGGCAUGGACAUUGUCGCAUUUGUCAAGACCUUCUUCAACGACGUUUGGUGUUUUAUUUCAUUAUGUGAUGAAAUGAAGGUAUACCUAUUAGUAUCUUCCAGUACAGUCUUUCAAAGUGUUUGGCUUGCAAUAAAGGUCAACCUGAACGUG